Molecule: messenger RNA, 1530 nt
Organism: Dracunculus medinensis (Guinea worm)
Lineage: Eukaryota; Metazoa; Nematoda; Chromadorea; Rhabditida; Dracunculidae
Source: the annotation of a GenBank genome assembly
AUGCCACGUACAUAUGACGAAGAAUGUAGUUUUAUCGAACGAGUUUCAGCAGUACAGUUUCGUAUAAAAAAAGGAUUUGUACCAAAUAUGAAUGUCGAAGGGCGAUUUUACGUAAAUAAUGCCUUAGAAAAAUUGAUGUUUGAGGAACUUCGCAAUGCGAGUCGUUCAGAUGGUAUUGGUGGAUUUCUUCCUGCCGUUCGUCAGAUUGGCAAUGUGGCUGCAUUGCCAGCUAUUGUUUCGGCAUCAAUAGGACUCCCCGAUAUACAUUCUGGUUACGGUUUUGCUAUAGGCAAUAUUGCUGCUUUUGAUGUGUCUGAUCAAAAGGCUAUCGUAUCUCCAGGUGGUGUAGGUUUUGAUAUAAAUUGCGGUGUUCGUUUGAUUAGAACAAGUCUUUCUGAAAAUGAUGUUCAGCCGGUGAAAGAACAAUUAGCUCAGUCAUUGUUUGAUCAUAUCCCAGUUGGUGUUGGAUCAAAAGGAAUCAUACCUAUUGGUGCAUCUCAAUUCGAGGAAUGCUUGGAGAUGGGAAUGGACUGGACACUACGUGAAGGUUAUUCAUGGGCGGAAGAUAAGGAACACUGCGAGGAAUAUGGGAGGAUGUUGCAAGCAGAUUCUACAAAGGUCUCUCCACGAGCAAAAAAACGAGGUCUACCACAGUUAGGGACACUGGGUGCGGGAAAUCAUUAUGGUGAAGUACAAGUCGUUGAUGAGAUUUAUGAUAAAUACGCGGCUAGCAAAAUGGGUAUUGAUCAUAUCGGUCAGGUCUGCGUAAUGAUACAUUGUGGCAGUAGAGGCUUAGGUCACCAAAUAGCAACUGAUUCUUUAGUAGCUAUGGAAAAAGCGAUGAAAAGAGAUGCUAUUGUUGUAAAUGAUCGUCAGUUGGCUUGUGCUCGUAUUAGUUCUGUUGAAGGUCAGGAAUAUUUGAAGGGAAUGGCUGCGGCUGCCAAUUUUGCUUGGGUGAACCGUUCUUGCAUGACAUUUUGUGCUCGUCAGGCUUUCGCUAAAGUGUUCAAUAUGUCUCCAGAUGAUCUCGAUAUGCAAGUGAUAUAUGAUGUUAGUCAUAAUAUAGCGAAAAUUGAAGAACAUUUAAUUGAUGGCAGGCCAAAACAAUUGUGUAUCCAUCGUAAAGGAUCAACGAGAGCUUUUCCACCUCAUCAUCCACUAAUUCCUGUUGAUUAUCAGUUAUCAGGUGAUAUAAAAAGUCAGCCUGUUCUUAUUGGUGGAACAAUGGGUACUUGUAGUUACGUUUUAACUGGGACGCAGCAGGGCAUGAAUGAAACUUUUGCCACAACUUGUCAUGGUGCAGGUCGUGCUCUUUCUCGCGCCAAGUCGAGACGAAAUAUUGACUUCCAAGAUGUUUUGGAUCGUAUGAAACAAUUAGGCAUUUCCAUUCGUGUGGCAUCACCAAAGCUUGUCAUGGAAGAGGCGCCGGAAUCAUAUAAAAAUGUGACAGAUGUGGUGAAUACUUGCCAUGAAGCAGGAAUUAGCAGAAAAACGGUCAAACUACGCCCUGUCGCUGUUAUUAAAGGAUAA